Penicillium psychrosexuale is the source of this 276-nucleotide messenger RNA. RefSeq lists its product as uncharacterized. Bases 1 to 276 code for a protein of 91 amino acids. NCBI's taxonomy places the organism in Eukaryota, Fungi, Ascomycota, Eurotiomycetes, Eurotiales, Aspergillaceae. The transcript is spliced from 2 exons. The record is from RefSeq and is a predicted model, not a curated record.
AUGUCACAAGGUACUAAUGAUAUCACGUGGCAUCACGAGAUCACUACGAGGCGGUCAGUAGCCGCUACUCCUCACCGGGGAGGAGCCAAUCAAAUUGCCCGACGCGACCCAACGAACGGAUCAACAACGAACUUCCCCCUGUACAGCACAGACGCCUCCUCCUCCACAACAUUUCUGGUCAACUUUGUUUUCCUUUCCAUCUUCUCGUCCAUUCCUCCAUUCUUCAGACCGUCGCGUUUGUUGUUUGGGUUUCACUUUCCCCUCCUGAUUUUUUAG